CCUGCAGAGAGCAGCGUAUCGUCCCACUUCUGUCUCAUCGAAUUCCGUUGUCCAACAGUUGUUUGACCUAAUGCCUGAUCGUUUCAUUGUCGUCCUGACGACGGACGUCCAUUGUCAACAUCUGUGUGGCUUUUAACAGCUGUGAGAACCUCCAAUGUUGACGAACAUUUGUUUUGUUGACUUGCAGAUGGUGUAUAGCAUAUGAAUGUCGAUCAGAAUCUGAGGUGACAUGAGGCAUGAAGGAGCAGCGAUAAACUAUUUGGGGGGGAAAAGAAUUGAAGGGGGCCAUGGCAUGACGACGUGACCGUGCUGUUGCAGGGAGGAAGAAGCUUCCUUGCUCCUGUAUGAAGAGGAAGGAGACACCUCAGGGAGAGUUUUCCUGCAUCGGUGGACACAGCUGCAUGUGUGACGUUUCAUGUCGUUUUGUAGACCGAGUUAGACUCCCUCCUUUUACAACUAAUAGAUGGAGCUUUCUCAGUGGUUGGUGGAGCUGGUCGUGGAAGAAAAGGGGCAGUUUGACGAAUACGAAACCGAGGAAAUUGAGCUCGGCAUGGGCAGAGCUGGAGCCUGCAGGUACUGGGAUCAUGAUAUCAGCACCCAGCUUCCUCUUAUUCCUUUGCUGGAUGGCACUUUCGGCUCGGAGGCCACGCGGUGCUCCUGUCAUGGUGAUGCAGAGACGACCACAGCAGACGGGAUAUGGCGAAGGGAUGGAGCUUUAAGGGAGCCACCAACCGCUGGAGUUCUCAUACGUAGGUCCUAUGUGUGACCCAUGCACAGUUCCGGAGGUGUGAUUGCAGUCACGACGUGUUUGUUGAAAUGCAUAAGGGGUAUUUGCAGCAUCAAACAGCACUGGUAGCUCGCCGUCAUCCCAUGAAUGGCUUCGCUUUACAAACUGACGGUAAUCUCGAACUUUGUUCUUAUUAUUGUCAGGCUCCAUUCUUGCUGUAUGAGGGUCUGACCACAAGCCAUUCGUCAUAAACAGCAGAUAAGUUUAACUGAGUUCUCAAAUAGUAGAAAAUGAGCCAACAUUUCAUGAACAUUCAGUAGGUGGUUGAUGCUGUAAGAUGGAAUGUGAUUCUUGAUGUGAAGCAACUGCAGUUGGCAAAAUUAAGAGAUACAUCCUUCCUGAAGAGAAUAACGAUAUACACAAAAUACCAGAGUGAAUAGAUAGAUAUUUUUGUUGAAAAUUUGUUGAUCAUGACACAUUGCUUUUACCAUUUUCCAUAAUUUGGUAUCCUUGCUCAAUGACAGAAGAAGAUUCUGAUCCCAAAUGGUUGGGACUUUACUGCUUGUCGGUGUUGUAGUGGUGCUGGUGGUAUUACUGCUGUGAAGUUAAGAGAAAUUUGUUCCAGGUCAGUCACUUCGGCACAGACAGCUUUUGUAAUGAUUACAAGGUGAAUAUCCAUCAUUCUUUGGCAGGUCAAAGAGAUAACUAGUAUGAUACAAAGUAGGAUAAAUUGUAGAGGAAAUCUUGCUGAGACCCAGAUUGAACAGUUGUUAGUUGGCAAUACAUUGACAGUAACUGGAGUUUGCAUAGAAGAAUGUUUAAUUUCAUGAUGGUAUCUUCACCUCAUCCAGAAAAUACACUUAGUGAAGCAAUUGGUGUUAGCUUUUCAAAUUGGAAUAUGAAGACUAAGUUGUUCAUUAUCACCUUAGACAACAACUGCUCAACACAUGACGUCUAUAGUGCUAAUCUUAGAGAUCUUUCCAACAAGAACAUUCUUAUGAUGAAAGGAAGGAAAAUUUGCUGAGAUAGCCUUACAAAUUGAGAUCUGAUGACUAUAAUGAAGCUCUAUCAGCUCAUGACUGGGUCACUGGAAGAUACUGGAGAUCGUUUCUCCACACCUAAAACUUUUGUAUGACUCUGUGAAUAGUAUCCUCACAACAAUAGAGGAAACUGCAAAUAUAUAGUUUUCAAGAAGCACGAGAAAUCCAGCUAGAGCUAAUUAACACAACAUUGAAUCAGGAACACCAUGGUGAGCACCAUACCUAAGGAGAUGCAUGAAAAGUAUGACAAAUAUCAGAAACAUUAAAAGCCUUGUUUUAGCAUUUUCAGUGGUUAUGGACCUUGAGUCACAAUGAAGCUUGUUGCAUGGGUGAAGAUUCUGCCAGAUAUGUUAAGGUGGUUAAUGAUAUUUAUGAAGUAUAUCUUAAGUAUGUUACCAAGCCACUUCCAAGUUACACCAGCUUAUGUAGAACUAAAGGAGCCCAAGCAGUUGAAUGGCAAUGACAACAACCAAUCCUCAACACCAUAUCCCACAGGCAAUGGGCUUCUUGUCUUCAAUAUCUAUCUCUCCAGGAUAGAAUUGAUGAAUCAGCCAACAGAGUCUGAGUCUCUUGUCCUGUGGAUCUUAGGGUUUGAUCCAAACUGUUGGAAGCUCAACAACCUCUAAGUAUCCUAUUUUAUCCAAGAUGACUAUAUUUUUUGGCUCAGGGACUGGAAGCAGAGUCCUUAAUGAGUAUCAAUCCAGACAGAGUGGAGGCUCUUUUUUUGUGCAGAAGACUAGCUCCAGUAUUCAUCCAUCAUGGCAGAGCCACCCUCAACCGCAACAGUGAAAGUGCAAUUCUAGCCUGUCCAAAACUACGUGUCAUCGCAGCAUUGCAGACAGCAAAUAUGAUUAGAUGAGACUUCUAAAGAUUUUCGCACUUUUAAAAGGUCAGUGCCUGUUACAUAAAUGAACUACUCCAUGGAGAUUGUGUGACAUGGUUUUAAGUGGUCUACGAGUUAGUCUCCACUAUGAGAUUGUUAUGCAGUUAAUUUUACUACCUCAACGAAACAAGAUGUGAUGGGAUUAAACUACUCAAGGUGCUAUAGUCAAGUCAUCGAAGACAGUAUAUGCCUGCAACUAAUCAAAGAUCAAAGAUCUUUGAUUAUCCAGAUCUUGUUUAUCCAGCUGAUCAAAGAUCUUAACGGCACCCAGAAAAAAUCGUUUUCGACCUCCCUGUUAUCUCGGCAUCCAUCUUCAUCCUCUGUUGUCCACCAACACCAUCACAAGGCCUCUUGCAUGUUGGAUGGCUAAUGGCCUGGUUGAAGACAAACUUAUCGAACAUCCGACUUUGUCUAUAGAUGCUCCAAUCGUCCAGCGCGGGCCGGAGUUUAAAUUGCUGGCCAAAAAUGUCUCUUUCCCUUUUGCUUCGUCUUCGCCUUCUCCCGUCCCCGCGCCGACCACAACCUCACCAUUUCAAGCCCCGACUCCUUCAUCUCCUCCUCUCCAGAAGACGGGCUCCCGAAGCUGCCGCAAGUCCGUUUCCGCCGGCCACAACAGACGACGCAGAUUGGCGGUAGCUCCUGCUCCAAGAUCACCUGGCAGUGGUUGUCCGGCCGGUUUCGUCGAGUCCAAGUGUCCGACCGUAGCAGCACUCGCUAAGAACUCGGGGUCCUGUUUCCUCCCUCUUCUUCCUGUUCAGGUAUUUUGGGAGAGAGGUGAAGCGCGGGUGAGCGGAUGCUCGGUCGGCCCGAGGAGGAGAGGGAUGAAGAUACUGUGCGACGUGUGCGAGGGGGCGGUGGCGGCGGUGCUGUGCUGCGCCGACGAGGCCGCGCUCUGCUGGGGCUGCGACGAGAAGGUACACGCCGCCAACAAGCUCGCCGGGAAGCACCAGCGGGUCCCUCUCCUCCCCACCAAUUCCAACUCUUGUUCUUCUUCUUCUUCACAAACCCCCACCUGUGAUAUAUGUCAGGAAAAAGUUGGGUAUUUCUUCUGCUUAGAGGACCGUGCUCUGCUCUGUCGGCAGUGCGACGUAGCCGUCCACACCGCCACUCCGUACCUAUCUUCCCAUAGGCGCUUCCUGAUCACCGGCGUGAGAGUUCCACUCCAACACAACUAUCUAACCAAGGAUGGUAACAACAACAACCACCCUCUUGAAUCUCGUGAUGGCCGAUUCAAUUGUCAAUAAGAAGCUUCAAGCAACCACAUCAGGGUAUGCUUCAAGGAUCCACAAUGGCUUUGGCAUGAACUUGUUGAUGGUUUCGAGUUUGAUCAGCAUUGCGGGCUGUCGGAACCAGGUUCCUCGAGCUAAAGCAGGUUGCCAGAAAAUUUUAUACCUUGGUUAUAAAAUCAGAAAAGAAAAUGUAGUACAUGAACUUAUUUCACUAUUUUGAUUCUUCUUUUGACUUAUUUUUCUUGGUAAAUCCCCAAAGAUGGGGUCUUUAGCUUUGUAUCUGAACUGGUAGCUCUGUUCAUUGAUAUUUUUUCUUCAUGUCACUGUUUGUAGGCCA
Molecule: messenger RNA, 4216 nt
Organism: Musa acuminata AAA Group (dessert banana)
Lineage: Eukaryota; Viridiplantae; Streptophyta; Magnoliopsida; Zingiberales; Musaceae
Exons: 8
Coding region: 3013-3894 (293 amino acids)
Biological process (GO): regulation of DNA-templated transcription; photomorphogenesis
Cellular component (GO): nucleus
Molecular function (GO): zinc ion binding
Source: RefSeq, a predicted model, not a curated record